Messenger RNA from Schistocerca nitens (vagrant locust), 4116 nucleotides. It is a transcript of the gene EMC7, whose product is annotated as ER membrane protein complex subunit 7 homolog. The record is from RefSeq and is a predicted model, not a curated record. The coding region runs from base 129 to 794 and encodes 221 amino acids. NCBI's taxonomy places the organism in Eukaryota, Metazoa, Arthropoda, Insecta, Orthoptera, Acrididae. Gene Ontology annotation, cellular component: EMC complex. The transcript is spliced from 4 exons. Gene Ontology annotation, molecular function: carbohydrate binding.
ACUACACACAUCUUCGACACAAUGUGAAGAUCUUUGGUCUGUGUCUAGUCUUCACGAGAGAAGUGUAUCUUGCAGACGAUAGGGUCUGGGAUUAUGGUGUGUGCUGUGUGGAAUGCUGAGUUGACGAAAUGUAUUGUGAUAUAGUAGUACUUAUUUUUUUAAUAAAUGUGAUUGGGAGGUCGUUUUCACACAUAAGUGCCGAUUCGAAUUCGUUAUCAGAACUGUAUGAUAUAGAAGGGAAAAUAUAUCCCCCUGAGGCACAAGUGUUGAGUAACUGGCAAGUUGUAACUAAAGUGCUUGUUAAUGGUGGUGAGUUUAUAGGCUUUUUGAAAGAGGACGGUACUUUCACCAUACAUAAUGUGCCUUCAGGAUCAUAUGUACUAGAAGUAGUCAAUCCGGAUUAUGCCUAUGAACCUGUGAGAGUGGAAAUAAAUUCUAAAGGCAAAUAUAGAGCAAGAAAAGUAAAUUAUAUACAGACAUCUCAAGUGAUACCAGUGACAUACCCUUUAAAACUGAAGGCUCUGUCUCGCUUAAGGUAUUUCCAGGCAAGAGAGCAAUGGAGAAUCACAGAUUUCCUGUUCAGUCCUAUGGUACUUAUGAUGGUACUACCGUUGUUACUUAUCAUGGUACUCCCAAAAAUGAUGAAUGAUCCAGAAACAAGAAAGGAGAUGGAGCAGAUCAAUAAUUUAACUAAGUAUGAUAUGCCAGAAAUGUCAGAAGUACUGACUUCAUUUUUUGCUGGUGGAGAAAAACAGAAAUCCAGAGCAGUCAAACCAAGCAAAAAGAGACAGUAACAGAAGAAGAUGAUGUAUAAAAAUGGAAUGUGAAAUUUUCAUUUUCAUAAAGAAUUUAAGACUCUAUCAUGCUUUACAUGUUUUUAUUUGAUAUUUAUAUCUUGGAGUACAGCAUCACAGUGAACUGAUUUAAUCACAGUUGGAAAUCUAUUAGUGAUUAGUAUUUGGCAAACUACUGAAAAUUUUUCACAAUUGUUUAUAGAUCAUGGCUCGAACAUCAGUUUGUUAAAGAUUUAGUUUUUAUUUUACAAAAUGUGCUCUAAAGGGUUAAUGCAUGAAAGGUGAUCUGAAAACGAAUAUCUCAGAAUUGCUUUGUGUGUGUGUGUGUGUGUGUGUGUGUGUGUGUGUGUGUGUGUGUGUGUGGUCAUAUGCUUGUGUUUGUGCUUUUGAGAGACAUGACAGAUGUUACAUAUGGGAACAAGAUCCGUUUGGAAUUUAUUUUUCAGCCCAAAGGAUGCUCUGUAAGAAUCAUGAAUGGUUGUUGCUUUAAGACUAAAAAAAAGAAAAACCUAAUAUACUGGUGUGGGAAAGUAAUCCUCUUGUUUCCUUCUUGCUGGCAGUAUUUUGAUACAUUCAUGCAUUGGAAUCGGGUAAUAACUUUUUGCACAAGGUUGUUAUUGACUUUGUGUGAAUUAUUACUGUUAGAAAGUUUUUCUCUGAUAUAUCACUUAUUGUGGUAAAACUGAAGACAACUUCUCUUAGUUAUGCUCUAACCUCUUAGUUAUGCUCUGAAACUUUUUGUUUUAUCUAUUGUCUGCUUAUCUAUGCUACCACAGUAGCAUUGUUUUAGUUUAUAUAAAAAAUUCAUUAUUAUGUUCUGUAUUUCCACAUGCAGUGGAAUGGAUCACAGUAGUUGUAGUAAUAGUUGAUGUUAUUUUCUUCAGUCUGAAGACUGUUUUGAUGCAGCUUUUCUAUUCUAUGUAAGCCUAUUCAUCUCUGUAAUAACUAUUCCAACUUACAUCCAUUUGAACUCUGCCCAAUUCUUGUUUUCCCUCUAAAAUUUGUACCAUCACACUUCCCUUUAUUAUCAGACUGACUGUUCCUUAAUGCCUCAGAAUGAGUUCUACCAACCGUUCCCUUCUUUUAGUCCAGUUGGGCCGUACAUUUCUUUAUUCUCCAAUUUGGCUCAGUACCUUUUCAUUAGUUACCUUCUCCUCCCAUCUAAUCAUCAGGAUUCUUCUGCAGCACCAUAUUUCAUAAGCUUCUAUUUUCUUCCUGUUUGUAUUGUUUGUCUGUGUUUCGCUUCCAUACAAGGCUAUAAUUCAGAUAGAUCCCUUCAGAAAAGACAACAUAACAUUUAAAUUUGUAUUUGACGUUAAACAGCCUUUCUUUUUGAGAAACACUUUUCUUGCUAUUGCCAGCCUGCAUUUUAUAUUAUCUUUACUUUGGCCAUUGGCAGUAAUUUUUCUGUCCAAAUAUCAAAACUCAUGUACCACAUCCCAUGUGUCUGUUCCUAAUCUAAUUCUCCUCUAGAUUGUCUGAUUUAAUUAGACUUCACGGGUCACUAUACUUAGAUUAAAGUAACAUUGCUAUAGAUGUCAAGUAUUGGGGCCAGCUGCCACCCAAUUAUAGAACACAGUGUAUUUGCUGUGUUGCCUGUUUUGUAGGUACUUGCAGAGUCUUGUCAAGUGUGCAUGCUUGCAGGCUAGCAGAACUCCCCCCCCCCCCCCCCCUCCCCCAAAUCACACACACACACACACACACACACACACACACACACACACACCUCACCCACAACCACAGCAAUCUCUCAAUUGCAAACUUAUUUUAUUCGUGCUGUAAGUGACUUUCCUGUAAUGUCUCACCUUGCAGUUAAUGAAUUAACAUUAUCUUUGGUCUCACUCUGGCUGUGCUUGCAUCUCUCAUUUGUAAUACAGCUUCCCUGCUUUCUGCAAACUAUCUUAGUGUUUUUUAUAUGUUUUUUAUGCAUACGUCAUUUCAUUUUCUGAUGAGAUUUUUCUUGAUACAAUAAGACAAUUACAUUCGUAAUGGAAAACAUUAGACUGUAAAAGAAACAAUAUGUUGAGUAAGAAGUCUGAGAAAAGACAUUGCCAUUGUUAGGAGUAUUUGUUAUUAAUACUUGAGUCUACUAAAAGUAAUUUUAUUGUCUGUUAGUCAGCUGAUGUUUAUUUGUAAAUAUUAAGUGAAAAUUUAUAGCUGGAAUACAUGAAUGUGUGUCCUAGUCAUUCUAUACUUAUGGAAAAUGUUGCGAGUGAUUUAAUUUUCAGCAGAUAUGCCUAAAAAAAUUUCGUGUUCGUGUGAGUGCUGUGGACAAAUUUUUCUAUGCAGAAGUCUUAAGUUUUAGCAAAGUCACGCUUCUGCAAGGAAAACCCAAACAUUUAGCUAUUCCUGUUACUACAGUUGACCAUUCUUGAGAAACAGAUGUGAAUGCAGUACAUCAUAUGCAGCUGGUACUGCAUAGUACGCAAACGUGUGCCUUAUUUCAUCUCCUUGUUUAUGAUCUAUAUAUUGUACAUUUUAAUAAUGAAAUCCAAAAUAAUUCUUUACAAAUAUGAUUACUGAGGGGGGGAAGCCAGAGGACCAUUUCGUUUUGGGUACAACUAAUUGAAACAUCAAAAUUUCAUUAUCUUACAAUCAUUGUAUUUUGAUAGUAGUAGAAUCUAUUGUACUCCUAAUAUAAAAACAAUUUUGUUAUAUGCAUAUCAUAUUCUCUUUAGUGCAGUGAUAGUGUGUGAAUUUUGAUUGUAAAUUGUGGCCUGUGAAAUAAAAGGGCAGUAUGUAGGAAUUAUGUAUUGCUACACUGGGUAAAUAGUUUUGAGAAUUGCAUUUUCUUGAGAAUUGUGAGGCAUGAAGAGGAAACUUUCAGACGAUCUUUGUUUCAAUACCAUACUUCCUAAUUUUGUGUUUGUAUUAAAAUGCUUCUUCUUGGAUACUGUCUGUAAAAACAAAUUCUCAAAAACAAUGAGUGCGGGUCAAUACACUGUUACCUUAGACCAUAUUCCCCAUUAAUUGAGAGCCAUAAUUUUUUCAAAGCAAUCCCUUUUAAUUUGACUCUGACCCAACCUAACCCUCUAUUCUCUUUGUGCCACCACCCCUUAAAAAAAUGUAAAUGUGUACAUGCACGUGCGUUUGCCACUGCAUGCGCGUACACACACACACACACACACACACACACACACACACACACACACACACACACACACAAGGUUAAACUUCAGGACAAAGACCUUCACUCGGUCACUCCUUUUGUUUAUAGUAACAGUUACCGCACAAAUUGUCACCAGCAGUGCCACUGUUGCAGAAUUUUUUUAAGUAUCCACAAAUUUGUGCUUGUAAGUUUGCGGAAUAAAAGUUAUAUGAA